Messenger RNA from Diachasmimorpha longicaudata, 1238 nucleotides. RefSeq lists its product as uncharacterized. The record is from RefSeq and is a predicted model, not a curated record. The transcript has 3 exons. Bases 248 to 997 code for a protein of 249 amino acids. Lineage: Eukaryota; Metazoa; Arthropoda; Insecta; Hymenoptera; Braconidae.
UCGUUAUUCCCUUCGUCCCACUGAUUGUUCAGAAUCUGUCAACUCUGGUGGAGUGCUAUUGACAUUGAUCACCAGCGACCGAUAAGAAGUGCUAUUUAUUGACCUCCCGACAGAAAUUCAAAGCGAAAAAAAUUAGAUACUACAACAUUAGCUGAUCUAAUCACCUGAGAUCUUCUAAAUAAAUAUCUGAGGUUCAUUUAUAUCAACUUCAGCUCCGACGAAUGACACUUCACUGAACCUCUGCCGCAUGAAGCUGGCAUACCCUUGUGAUGCGAAGAUGAAGUUGACUGUCAGUAUUACGAUUAUUUUUUUAAUUAGUUCAAGUUCCAUCAGAGCAGCAUUAGAGAAUGAAAUAACUGAUCAAGUGUCGAGUAAUGUCACCCAACCAUCGAAGGACUCUUUUCAUUCUAUUCUGCUUGAGUGCCAGAAUUCAGACUAUCGGACCUACAUUCAGUGCUUGAAAAGACAUAAACGACAUCAUGAACACCACGAUUAUUCAGAUGCUACUAAGAACUGUUUCGCUGAUUGUGGACUGGACGAGUGCUCUUCCACUCAUUGCGUUCACCAAUGUCACACGAAAUGCAUGAAAAAGGUCAAGGAAAUACGACAGUUCAUUACUGAAUUCGAAACUGUCUGCAGCGAUGACAACUGCACUUCCAGACCUCCAGCAAGUGCUCCUAACAUUACCACUAAUAUUGAUAUUAAUAAUUAUAUUAAUAACUCUGUCAAAGCGGAGCCGCCAAAGCCCAACGAUCCAAAACUCAACGAUCCAAAACCCGUAUUAUUUCCACCCAUUCGAGUUCUUUCAGAAGUGACGAUCGGAGGCUGCAUCAAUUACCAGAGUUGGCCCUGUAUAUCGCGAACGCAGCCAACGAACUUUGAUUGCUCUCUCUGCAUCAACGUCUGGUACAAGUACCAGUGUGAGCUCCACUGCUGUGGGGUUUCAAUGCCAGGACCUCAAGGGCCGUCACCAUUUACUUGCUCUGGACAUGUCUAAUGAUUAAUUCCACACGACAUGCGACUUGAAGUCAAUUUCCAGAUAAAUUUAGAGUUGAAAAAAAAUAUGUUACGAUUUUCUGAGGCCUGUCUAUGCCGCCAUGAAAGUUUGCUAUUUUACAUUAUACGAUAUCCGAUAAGAUAAAUGAAAUAAAUUGUAAAUGAGAAUAAUGAUAAACAGUCAUCGUGUUGGAUGAAAAAAAAAUAAUCAUAAUUAUUCCAUCGCAUGUGUCAUAAAUUUA